This is a messenger RNA of Rhinichthys klamathensis goyatoka, 5693 nucleotides long. It is a transcript of the gene zbtb21, whose product is annotated as zinc finger and BTB domain containing 21. Gene Ontology annotation, molecular function: RNA polymerase II cis-regulatory region sequence-specific DNA binding; DNA-binding transcription factor activity, RNA polymerase II-specific; protein binding. The coding region runs from base 260 to 3337 and encodes 1025 amino acids. Gene Ontology annotation, biological process: regulation of transcription by RNA polymerase II. Lineage: Eukaryota; Metazoa; Chordata; Actinopteri; Cypriniformes; Leuciscidae. Gene Ontology annotation, cellular component: nucleus. The transcript is spliced from 2 exons. The record is from RefSeq and is a predicted model, not a curated record.
CGAACUUAACUCAACUGUUUAUCAGUCUGUCAUCCUCCGCUCAUUUCCUCCAUGAACGCCCACAGGCCACAGCUUUUACAGCAGCCAAUCAGAGAGCAGCACACGUGACGAGCGUUCUUAGCGAUGACCUCAUCCCUAGAGUGGGAUGACGUCAAAUACAAGAUGGAUGGAAUCACGACUGCUUCAUGCUCAACGCAACUCUGAAACAAAGUCCAGUGUCGGAGCUCCGCGGCAUUCAAAGCCACCAAACUAGGCCAAAAUGGAGAGCCUGGGGCACUACUGUAACCCUGCCCAUGGUAUUUCACUGCUGGGUGCCCUCAAUGAGCAGCGGUUGAUGGGUCAGCUCUGUGAUGUUGUGUUGUUCGUGGGUGAUCAACAGUACCAGGCCCAUAAAAGCAUCCUUGCAGCCUGCAGUGAGUAUUUCCAGUCUCUGUUUUCCAGAAGGGACUCGGAGAACCGCUCCAUUGUUCAACUUGACUUCUGUGAGCCUGAUGCUUUUGAGAUUGUGCUAAACUACAUCUACUCAUCAUCUCUGUUUGUGGAGAAAUGCAGUCUGGCAGCAAUACAGGAGCUGGGCUAUAGCCUCGGCAUUCCAUUUCUAACCAACAUUAUGUCUAUAAGACCUCAGGCGUCAUACUGUGUGUCGAGAAAACAAAUGUUGCUCUCUGAGGAGGAGGAGGAUGGCGCUUUACAAAAGAGAAGUGUUAUUGUGCAUCAAAGUCAGGGUGAGCAGCCUAACAUGGAAAUGUUUCCAAGGAAAAGUUUGAGUCUUCAGGGAAAACCGUUUAAGCAGGUCACAGAGCAACCCUCGCUCACACACAAUUUCAGUGAUCAGAGCCAAUCCUCAGGACACAUCAGACCAAAUGAAAAAGAAUCAAACAGUACCUCCAACAGCAGAAAUUUAAACAAAAACACAGUUGAGGGAGACUGCAGAUCUAUCAUCUCCUCUCCAACAUCCAUACUGAGACAUCGAACUGAAUACCGGUCGCCAUCUACAAGGCCGCAACUAACAUCCUCUGUGUCAUUCAGUGAGUCUGUACAGCAUGCUAGCCUACAAUCAGAUCAAACUGACACCACCAUCGAUGGCAGAAUGGAUGCAUCGCAUGAUUCCAGACCAGUGGGUGAGCAACAUGGCCCACGCAACCAAACUGUUGACCGAAGUGGGCCACUUAUUAAAAGUCUGCUACGCAGAUCAUUGUCUAUGGAUAGUCCAGUUCCCGUUUUUUCUCCAGCUCUGGAGCUAAAGGAUUCACAAAGUCGAGAACAGUCUGUGGUCAAGUUAAUGGCCACAACAGCUAGGUCACCAUCCCCUGAAAAUGAGGACCGGGUGUCAAAAGAUAUGCCACUUCUUUUCAGGUCGAGACAACUAAAUUCGUAUGAGAUGGACGGCACUCAAACAACUCAACUCAGAAUCAAAACAGAGCCCAGCAGUCCCCUUGCCGACCCUUCUGAAAUUGUUCGCAUCACUGUUGGAGACAACCUGCCGAUAAAUUUCAAAGACUUUCAGGCAAACUAUGAUGAAGGUCCCAGAGGGUAUUUUACUCCCUCGAUAAAGAGGAAGAGUAAGAUAGAUGGUAGUUAUAUGCCCUUUAAGAGAUCCAGGCCUGUUAAUGAGCAUCAUCUGUUGCAUCAGGAAAGCACGUUUGAUGAGGUACCUUACAAUUCCAACAUGGACACUAGUAACGAGGAACCUGGAGAACUUCGCCCAAACAAAAUGUUUAAGUGCUGGAACUGCCUGAAGGUUUUCAGGUCCAAUGCGGGUCUUUAUCGCCAUGUGAACAUGUACCACAACCCAGAGAAGCCGUACGCUUGCGACAUCUGCCAUAAACGCUUUCACACAAACUUCAAGGUCUGGACUCACUGCCAAACCCAGCAUGGCGUGGUGCAAAAUCCUGCACCCUCCUCCAGUUCCUAUUCGGUCCUGGAUGAGAAGUUUCAGAGGAAGCUAAUCGAUAUCGUCCGAGAGCGGGAGAUAAAGAAGGCCUUGAUUAUGAAGCUCAGGAGAACCAAGCAAGGCCUGCAGUCACAACCCUUUGGCAGGAAAAGCAGGCGAUCGAGGUCAUACGGAUGCCCCUACUGUGGCAAGAUGUUUUUUUUCCAGUCACACUUAAAGCUACACAUGAAGGGACACUCCGCUGAGCUGGCUAACCUUGACACGGAUGCUGAGAGAGACCUUCAAUACAAGCAGCAGCAGCAGUUGGCACAUCUUAAAGAAAACCAAGAUAAGGACGUAUUUUCUUGCCGGCUCUGCAAUGAGAAACUGCCCUCUUUGCCUGAAUUAGAAGACCAUGAGAGAGCUUGCAGGUAUGCUACAGUCUGCCCAUACUGUGGACUUCGAUUCUCCAACACGGUCGUCAAGAAAGACCAUGAAGCUCACUGCAAGUACAAAAAGCUGACCUGCCUUGAAUGUAUGCGCACUUUUAAGUCUUCUUUCAGCAUUUGGCGUCAUCAGGUGGAAGUUCACAAUCACAAUAUGAUGAGUGUUAAGGAGCAGUUGACUCUCGGUCUCCAGGAGAGCAAUCACGAUGAAUCAUCCAAUGUGUUCGGAGUUCCUCCCUCUUCUCAGGAGUUGAUACGUGACCCCAGAGAGGAAGCAGUGUACAGCGACUCAUCUGUUCCACCCAUGUAUGAUUCUGAAGACUCAUCGUCUUAUGUCCCAGAGGACUUGAGUGCUCACGGUCAAGGGGAGCUGCAGGUCAAAGAGGAACCUCAAGAGGAAGCAGUAUCAGCCAAGGAUAACGUGAGCACCGGAUCCGAGGAACCGGGCGUUUGGCCUUGUGAAAAGUGUGGAAAGCUUUUCAGCACCCACAAAGACCUGGAACGACAUCAGGAACUGCUUUGCCAUAUCAAACCCUUCAUCUGCCACAUAUGUCACAAAGCGUUCAGGACCAACUUCCGUCUCUGGAGCCACUACCAAUCCCAUAUGUCCACACCUGAAGAGCCAGGGAUGAGAGAGAUUGACAGGCUUCCGUCUUCUCCAUCUCCUUCUCCACCUCUUACGAUUUCCAUCCCAGAGCCUCCAACUUCUCAAAAACCUCCACUCACAGCGACCUGCUCUGGGGUGGACACCUCAGAGGAGGAACCCAGAGGCUCCAUGUCACUGUCAACCAAGAAGCCAGAGCAGGACAAGACUAGUGACGAUGAGCCUGGGGAACAUUUACACGCCAAGACCAACAGUACAGACAAAACUAUCACCCCGCAGGAAUCCGACACGCUUUUUUACCAUGCACCAACCCUCUCUGCACUCACCUUUAAACGGCAGUACAUGUGCAAAUUCUGUCACCGGACAUUUAAGACGGCUUUCAGUCUGUGGAGUCACGAGCAGAGCCAUACGUAAGAGUGCAAAACGCAGUUGCACAUUUGUAGCCCUUAACCAUUGGAAUCAACAGUUCCACAGAGACAGUUUCUCUUUUAAACAUGAUUUACUUUGGGACACACUUGCAGCCAAAACCCAGGGAUUUAUUAACAGCAUUUAAUCAUACUUAAUAUAUCUUAUUUCUAUAAACAGUAUUCAGAAUGCAUCUUGGAUUGCAUGCCAAGAGUUUCUUAAAACAAAUUUGUUUUCUAAAGCAUUUCCCUGUAUUAUUUUUUUGUUUUAGGUUUAUUGUUCAGUGAUCAAAAAAGACUGUUAAAUGAAACGGACUUCUUUCACCUUAAGAACUCUUCUAAAUUACUUUCUUUGAAUUAUUGCAAAGUGUGAUUACUUUUUUUGGGUUAUUACGCAGAAGAUGUACACCUCUCUUGUUUUAGUGGCCUUUAUGCUGUUAUUUAGCACUUUCAAGCUAUUCCAAAUAAACAUUGUUCUCUAUUAAAAGCACAGGCUGGUGUAGACAUGGCUCUUUAGUUAGAAAAGAUAGAUCCGUCACAUCCAAAACUAAAAAUGAAUUCCCCUUUUCUACCCUAAAACAAUAGCUUUAAGUUUAUUUUUGCCCCAUUUUUCUGUUACAUACACAAUUCAGCCCUGCCACUGUUGUUAGAGCUAUUAAAGGGGUAGUUCAUCCAAAAAUGAUAUGCUGGUAAUCAAACAGUUUACGGUAGCCACUGACUUCUACAGUAUAUUGAAGCCAUGACAUCUACAGAAGAAAGAAACUCAUACAGGUUUGGAACAACAUAAGGGUGAGUAUAUUGUCACAUUUUUCGUUUUUGUGUGGACUAUCCCUUUUAUAUUGAAUUGUUGCUUUGAUCAUUUAAGCACCAUAUAAAAAGAAAAUCUUAAGCAGACUGAAAUGUAUAUGUAUCAAACUUUGUGAACAUUGACAGAGGUGAAGAAAACAUGUUUAUAAUUUAAUUUCAACAUUGCUACUUAAGUUGUAAUUUUCAUUUUAAGAGUAUUUUUGUUCAUGUGUUUUGCCAGUUCUGUAGGCUUUCCUGGUAUUUUUGUUUAGAGGUUGUGGAUAAUAUUCAGUGGUUGUAUUGAACAAAUAGAAGGCUUUAUGUGUACAAUUAGCAGGUUUGGAGUGAUGUUCUUUAAGCUUUUUAGUGUGUGCCUGCAAUGUGGAUCUUCUAAUACUUUUGUUGUACAGGACAUGCAGUAUAUGUGGGAAUUACUUCUCAUAAAUGUGUAGAGAUGAAGUUUAAGUAGAUAUUCACACUGUAUCAGUACUGUAUCAGUACAUUGUGAGCUCUACCAUAGUGGAAGCUCAACUUACCAGAACUCAGUACUCAGUGAUUAAUGAAGUCUUGAUGCAAUGAUGUUGAAUGGUUGGACAUUCCUAAUGUUCAGUGGCCCUUUUCUGUGACAGUAUGACCCAGAGAAGAUCUUUAUUCUAAAAUAUUAAAGCACAAAAGCCGUAAUCUUAUAUUUAGCAAGUAUUUUAAAUAUUAAGAAGUCUUCUUCCCUUACAUUAGGGGAUGUUUGGCUUAGCAAGCUUGUGGCCUUUAAGCACAAAAUCUAAAUAUGUUGCUUGCUCUUUGCAUUUUCCUUCAGCUACUGUCAUUUACUCUACAUUUUGAUGGAUAAAACAGUAAUACAUUCCUUUUGAUCUUAUCCCCCAAAAAAGGUAUUGAUUAAUGAAUAAGUUGGUUAUUUCUCAGGAUAGAAAUACCUGAUUUAGUUUGCAUUUACUUUUGUCCCCAGUAUUACAUGACACCUAACACCAGCUUUUUGUUUAGGGUUAAGAGUUAAACCAUAUUAUUAGCAGACCGAUGAUAAAACGAGCAUUUCACUCAGUAAUUGAUACAUUUCUUAAUGUGGUUCAUUGAAAGAUUGUAUGACAUUGAAUGAAUAGUGAUGACAGAACAGAACGUUUAAUCCUCAAACUCAUUUUUAUGGUCUUUGUUUGUACAUGAAAAUUAUCCCCCGGUUUCACAGACAAGGCUUAAGCUAGUCCCAGACUAAAUUGCACGUUUGAGCUGUUUUAACUGAAGCAACUUGCACUGACAUAUCUUAAAAUAUGUCAGUGCCAUUUUUGUCUCAAGAUGCACACCACUAAUGUUUUUUCUAUGGCACAUUUAUAAAAGCUACUUAAAUGCCCUAAUUGAUCUAGAACCUAAUCCUGGCUUAAUCUAAGCCCUGUUUGUGAAACCGAGCCAUUAUCUUUUUUGGUAUUCCUGUGGUAUCACUGCAAUAAUUAAUAUUUGUAAGCACUUGAAUUGUUCUAAUGUGGCUUUAAAAACUGUAUCAGUUUUUGUGUUAAAGCAUUUUCUACUGUUUUCUGUGCUUGCUUUAUAAAAUAAAUAUCAAUACUGUGUAA